GACGGUGAAUGUGCAGGAUCUGACCCCCUCGUGUGCCGGAGCCCUCUACGGUUUCAUGAAUAUGAUGGGAGCUUUCAUGGGCCUGGUGUUUGUGUCUCUGUCUGGUUUCCUGAUCGAGGUCACGCUCUCCUGGGCCACCGUCUUCUCUCUCGUCUCGCUGGUGAACGUCUCCGGCCUCGCAGUCUUUAUCGUGUUCGGAGACGCUCGCAGAGUGGACCUGCAGGACUACACCCCGCUGGUCCAGAUCUGAACCAGAACCAGAGUAGACCUACAGGACUACACCCCGCUGGUCCAGAUCUGAACCAGAACCAGAGUGGACCUGCAGGACUACAGCCCACUGGUCCAGAUCUGAACCAGAACCAGAGUAGACCUGCAGGAAUACAGCCCACUGGUCCAUAUCUGAACCAGAACCAGAGUGGACCUGCAGGACUACCGCCAGAUCAGAACCAGAGUGGACCUGCAGGACUACAGCCAGAUCAGAACCAGAGUGGACCUGCAGGACUACAGCCAGAUCAGAACCAGAGUAGACCUGCAGGACUACAGCCAGAUCAGAACCAGAGUGGACCUGCAGGACUACAGCCAGAUCAGAACCAGAGUGGACCUGCAGGACUACAGCCAGAUCAGAACCAGAGUGGACCUGCAGGACUACAGCCCUCUGGUCCAGAUCUGAACCAGAACCAGUUUUAUGACCAAGUACAGGUUUACACAGUCAGCACAUUCAAGUCCCUCCUCAAAACCCACCGGUUCAGAUCAGCCUCCUCACUGCAGUGCUACAUGUCCCGUCCUUUUGUACUGUCUUAAACCUCAUUCUAUCAAUUGGUGUCCUUGGGUACUUUGAAAGGCGCCUCUAAAUAUAAUGAAUUAAUAUUAUUACACAUACGAGGAGUUUGCUUUGGUGUAAAUGGUGCAGACUUUUUUUUAUUUUCAUUAAAACAGCAAGAAAUAGUGCUUUUA
Gymnodraco acuticeps is the source of this 954-nucleotide messenger RNA. Its product is annotated as solute carrier family 17 member 9-like. The record is from RefSeq and is a predicted model, not a curated record. NCBI's taxonomy places the organism in Eukaryota, Metazoa, Chordata, Actinopteri, Perciformes, Bathydraconidae.